Messenger RNA from Cloeon dipterum, 1986 nucleotides. Its product is annotated as zinc finger protein 11-like. Gene Ontology annotation, biological process: regulation of transcription by RNA polymerase II. Gene Ontology annotation, cellular component: nucleus. The transcript is spliced from 3 exons. The record is from RefSeq and is a predicted model, not a curated record. Bases 379 to 1971 code for a protein of 530 amino acids. Lineage: Eukaryota; Metazoa; Arthropoda; Insecta; Ephemeroptera; Baetidae. Gene Ontology annotation, molecular function: RNA polymerase II transcription regulatory region sequence-specific DNA binding; DNA-binding transcription factor activity, RNA polymerase II-specific.
AAUAAACGCGGUUUAGUUGCCUUUACAAAGAGUAAAGAUAAGGAGUUAAAAACAUGACUCAAAUUUUUAAGUAUUGAAGCAUAUAUCUAAUAAUAUUUAAGAUAAUUAUCAAAUGCAAGUGAAAUUAUACAAUUUUCAAAGUCAAAAAGCAAAUUUGAUAGAAAAGAAACACAAAAUCUAGUUUCAAGUUUUACACUCCUUGUCACACACUCCACUGAAAACGCGGCGGUGGACUUGAUAACAACAACACCUGAGCUGACAACAAACAACAGUGACAAAAAGUAAUAGUUUAUUAUUAUCACUGCCAACACCGACGGGACAGUUUUCAGGAACAGACAACAUUGAGAAUUAAAGCUUGAAACCAUUUUGGGUGGAGAUAUGGAAAGCAUACGGAGGCACGAGAUGCAGCCGAGAGAAGGAAAAACACCCAUUCAAAAGCCGCUGUGUAGACUGUGCGAGUGUCCGACGUCGGACGGCCACGUCCUCGCGUCGCAGGUGGACAGGCUCAAGCUGAGGAAAUGGGCCAUGGAGGUCAUGAACCUGACGGAAGAAGACGAAAACUUGCCGGACGUGGUCGAAGAAGACGCUUUGAUCUGCUAUUUUUGCAUCUGGCAGGCAGAGUUUGGGGAUGAGUCGGGAGACGAGGCUGUUGCUUGGUGGCCGAAAAACCUUGAUUUGGAAGAAAACGCAAAGGUGCUUCGGGAGAAUUAUUCAAUUGGAGAGGUAGAACAGUGUUGGGUGCAGUUGGAAGAGGUUGAUCUGGCCGAGUACGAAAAGGAAAUCCCUAAAAAGAAGAAAUGCGUCAGUGGAGUGUGUAUUUACUGCGGCAAGAGCUACAACCAUCUGAUGAACCACGUCAAUUAUAUGCACAAAAAGGCCAUCAAAUGCGGAAUUCGGGGCUGCGUGACUUACUUUCACACCGAGGAGGAAAAAGAGCAGCACAUGCAGCAGGUUUCACACGAGAAACAGAACAAACCACAAGAAAGCAGGAAAAUUCGUUGUAAAUAUUGUGAAACCGUCCUUUUUCUUUCCUCGUCGAGUAAUUUGAAGAAGCACAUGUUUCGCAAGCAUCCGGAAUUUCCGGUGGUGUGCACGCGUCCAGGCUGCAACGAGUACUUCAAAACCAAGUCCGAAAUGAUGAACCAUUUCAACUCGUCGCACAAACAAGCCGUAAAUCAAGAUCUUUACCUAUGCAAGCAUUGCGAGUAUUUCACUCCGAUGAAGUACAGGUUGAGAGAACACGAAGAGGCGAGGCACAUGCCAAAGAUCUUCAAAUGCGGCAGUUGCGACGCCAAAUUCGGUGCGAAACGGCUAGUUGGUAUGCACUACAAGGAAUUUCACACGUUCGACAAGUGCAAAACUUGUGGCCAGGACGUUUCUCUCUCAUACAAGGCAGUCCACAGAAAGCCAUCGGUUUGCUGCAGAUGCAAACUAAGUUUCGGGUGCUCGGGUUUGUAUCAGUUGCAUUGGAAAAGCUGCAAAAAAUCCCUCUUUAGUUGCAAAGAGUGUGGGAAAACGUUCCCCGUGCUUUGGAAGUUGAAUAAACACGUGAGAAAAGCCCACACCAAAACCUCGAUUGUUUACUGCGACCAUUGCAACCAUUCUACACUUGACAAGAGCAAAAUGUCGAUGCACAUGCAACGCAAACAUUUACCAAAGACGAUUAAGUGUGGAGAGUGCAACAAAUUUUUUGCAUCUGAAUGUAUUCUCAAGAAUCACAAGUACGAGUCGCACUCAUUCCUGCGCUGCGCUGAGUGUGCUCAGGAAUUAAGCCGUUGUAAGUUGUCAUAUCACCAGACCGUCAAGACUUGCCGCCACUGCGAGUGCAAGUUCAAGUGCCAAGGACUUCUUGAAAAGCAUAUGAAAUGCUGCGACAGUAAUAAUUAUUACUUUUGUGACAAGUGCCCGAAAAUUUAUGACAAAAAGUCAAGUUUGUAUUAUCAUAUUUUGCGGAACCAUAUUGAAAAAUAAAUUGUGCUGAACUGA